Molecule: messenger RNA, 1041 nt
Organism: Sebastes umbrosus (honeycomb rockfish)
Lineage: Eukaryota; Metazoa; Chordata; Actinopteri; Perciformes; Sebastidae
Product: olfactory receptor 24-like
Exons: 1
Coding region: 1-1041 (346 amino acids)
Biological process (GO): G protein-coupled receptor signaling pathway
Cellular component (GO): membrane
Molecular function (GO): G protein-coupled receptor activity; olfactory receptor activity
Source: RefSeq, a predicted model, not a curated record
AUGUCUUUUCUCAGGACUGUUUUAAACGACUCUCUCAUCAUUCAUCCUCCGGGCUUCUAUAUCAUCGGAUUUGAGACAUUUCCCUUCAUCAGUGUCUACUUCAUCUUUCUUCUUUUUGUUUAUGUGGUUACAGUGCUGUUCAACAGUUUGGUGAUCUACGUAAUUGUCUUUAAUCAUUGUUUACACACUGCAAAGUUUCUGGCUGUGGUCAACCUCGCAGUAAUUGAUUUAUUCCUUAACACAAGCAUUAUUCCCAGCAUGAUAAAGACAUUCCUCGUUAAGGACAACUUCAUUCCAUUCAACUUGUGUUUGGUACAAAUGUUUUUCUACUAUAUGUUCGGGACUUUGGAGUCAUAUGCACUCGCUAUACUUGCCUAUGACAGGUUGAUCGCAAUAUGUUUCCCUCUGCGUCACAACUCCAUCAACACACUGCGGAGCAUGUCUUGUAUUGUCGGCCUGACUUGGUCGUUUGCUCUGGGAAUCAUUGCAUUUUCUACAGGUAUAAUGACUCAACUGUCUUUUUGCAGUUCUGUCAGAGUGUUCAGCUAUUUCUGUGACUAUGCGCCUGUGUUUAGACUCGCCUGUAAUGAUUACACUCUGCACUGGUCUACAGCUACUUUUCUCACUUUUUUGAAUCUUGUAGUACCCUUUGCUUUUAUUCUCCUGUCUUACAUCAGCAUCCUGGUGACUGUGUUCAGGAUGAAAUCUUUAGACAGUCGGGUGAAAGCUCUGGCCACAUGCGUUGAGCAUAUCAUCCUCGUUGCUGUAUUUUACAUUCCACUCAUUACAAUUUUUACUAUCGGGUUUUAUCUGCGUCUGAUUGACCCGGACCAGCGUGUGCUGAGCCUGUCGCUGGCCUCUUGCAUCCCACCCUGCGUCAAUCCUAUUGUAUAUUCUUUGAAGACCAAAGAGAUCAAAAUCAGAGCCCUGGCUCUGGUAAGACAAAAUAAAAUUGGCACACCACAAACAAACCAACAAAAAAGCAAUCCUCUGAGGGUUAAUAAAACACAGCAAAAGCCAAUAUGUUUGUGCAGUGAGUAA